Messenger RNA from Zea mays, 1124 nucleotides. RefSeq lists its product as uncharacterized. NCBI's taxonomy places the organism in Eukaryota, Viridiplantae, Streptophyta, Magnoliopsida, Poales, Poaceae. The transcript has a single exon. Bases 79 to 822 code for a protein of 247 amino acids. The record is from RefSeq and is a predicted model, not a curated record.
CACCGCAGUUUCUUCAAACCGAGUAGCUUGAGGAAUACACCGGCGACCUUUCCACAUGGGCAGCCACUAUAUAUAUUAAUGGCGUCGCGAGCCAACAACGCACGAGACAAAGGGCCUCACGCUUUCCACAUCGACACAAAAACCAACCGCCGCCACCUCCCUCCGCUCGCGCUAGCUGUGUGCGUUCCUUGCCUGCCACAACUCCAGCACUUGGAGUCUUCGACGACGACGAUGACGACGACGGCAGGGGAGGAGAAAGAGAAACAGGCGGGCGGGUCAUCCAUGGAGACGGAGGAGGAGACGACGCCCAAGGCGAAGAAGCGGCCGCAGUCGCUACUCGGGAGCCUGCGGGAGGCGAUCACCAAGGUCCGGUUCCUGCUCUCCUCCAGCGCGACGCGGUGGAUGCUGCUCAGGUCCCUGGCCCGCGGCGGCGGCAGCGGCGGCGCCCCGGCGCGGCGCCUCAGCUUCGACGCGCGACCGGGCCUGCUCGACACCAUCGCCGCGUCGCCGACCUCCUCCUGCAGCUCCAGGACCUCCAGGUCGGCCAGCCUGGGCACGGCGACCACCCGGACCCUGUCGCGGGCCAGCAGCGCCGCGUCGCCGGAGGCCCUGACGAGGGCCUCGUCGUCGUCCGGCGGCCGCUCCCCGGCGUCGUCGGCCGGGGACGACGACGUCGACCAGCGCGCCGAGCUCUUCAUCGCCAACUUCUACAGGCAGCUGCGGAUGGAGCGCCAGGUCUCGCUGCAGCUGCGGUACGUCAGGGGGAACAGCUGGGACAGGACCCCUGGCGCAACUCCUUCUCCUGCUUCUUCCAGGGGAUGAUCCGUAGAUUGCGUAGCGAAAUAAGAAUUUGCAAGGUAGAGAUCCUUUCCUUUCAGAGCGCGCGGUGACGCGAUUUAGAUGGGUAUCCUCUUUUUUUUUCCUCCAUCGUUUCUGCACAUUCUUUUUUUUUUGGGUGCUGAAUAGUACUGUACAGUUUAUGAUUUGCUUGGACUCAUGAUCGAGAGUGUAAUAAAUACAAAAAAAAAGAGAGAGAGAUUGGGAUUACAGUCUGUAAUCAGGUGUUCGUUUUGACUUUCGUUAUGUGAACCAAGAGGAAAAGGGGAAGCACAUUCUGAUGCUCA